Molecule: messenger RNA, 348 nt
Organism: Psilocybe cubensis
Lineage: Eukaryota; Fungi; Basidiomycota; Agaricomycetes; Agaricales; Agrocybaceae
Exons: 3
Coding region: 1-348 (115 amino acids)
Source: RefSeq, a predicted model, not a curated record
AUGUUUCAUGCAAGAGAAACAGCUGUGCUGGCUGAUCUAUUUCCUAAUCCUCCAGCCGAUGGAGACCUUGAUUGGGAUUUACAAGACGACCCUAUUGACGAGAGUGCUCCAAAUGGCGGUGAUGCUGCCAAUGACAACUCAUUUGGAUUGCUUGCACUGGAUAUGCCUCCUGGAUGCGGAGGGACGUUUGCUCGAUUGGCUCAUCUUGAAAUCAACCCUGAUAUGACAGUUCCUGACACGCACGCUGGCCGCAAACCAGAAGCAAAUCCAGUCUAUGAAAUGCAUUUUGACUACAACUUCCACUUAAUGUAUGUCCCCGUUUACAAACAUACACAUAAUAUUAUCUGA